AUGGCUCCAGAGAUGCCUCAUCAAAUGCGAAGUCCCCCGCCGAAUACCCCGGAGGAAUCACCGGGGCCUGUUGUUAUAUCAACAAUGAAGACGGGCUCAUCGCAACUACCGCGCGGAGUUACACAUCCAGUACGUCUAGAUCAGGGUGCUUCAGGUCAGGAACUACCAAUUACGAUGAGUAAAGCCUACAACUAUCUUGACUUGGUCAAGGCCCAAUUCAUCGAUCGGCCGGAUAUCUAUAAUACUUUUCUCCGUAUCCUAGCGGAUUAUAAGAAUCAAGUAACUGACAUUCCUAGCGCCGUCAGCCGUGUAUCCAAAUUAUUUAUUGGGUAUCCCAACAUUAUACAAGGAUUUAAUACAUUCUUGGCUCCCAUAUAUCGAAUUAAAUGCGACUCUAGUAAUAACCCUAAUGCUACUGGUUAUCCUGCUAUAAGAAACGAAUUCACCAUCUCGCACAUCAAUCCGCCUAAAAUGCCAGCUACCCCGCUAAACACGCCGACAGAAUCAUCGGAGCCUAUUACCCCAUUAGCAACACAUAAGAUCAACACGCCAACCAGCAUGCUGUCAGAGCAAUUGGACACAGGGACGAAGACGGGAUACCAAAUUAAAUACGGCGCUGGCAAUAAUAUAAACACCACCUGCGCCACUGCCACUGACCGUCCUGCGUAUAACGCAUUAACGCCGACACAAGCUGCACAAGGGUCAGAUGCUGCAAAAGAUGCCGAGUCAUCCGACUUAUCAACGAUGAUGGAUCCGGGGAAUACGAGCCUACCGCUCCCUCAAAUGCUCGCCAUAUUGGUACAACCGCCAGAACUCACUCGGCAGGAAAUAGAACUGUUUCCUCCCAUGAUGGUAUUGCAGCCUGGGGACAUGCCAAACUUCUGGGCUACCGCGACGCUGCGCAGCAAUGGCGUAGAUAUCACAGACCAGCUCGGGGGAGAACGCAUUCAGUCUUCUAUUGACGGAACCUUUCGUUUUCCUGGGUUGACAAUCCAUGAACAAGGAGUGUAUUGUGUCAGGAUAUACCUAUAUCGAAUAGAUUACGACUCUUGUCUGCCAGGUGUGACCCAGGUCGGGUAUGUGGAUAGCAAUCCUAUCAUUGUAGGAUCUCGACCUGAUGGCAUGGCAAUCCGUCGAUCUACAGCUGCUCAAGACACUCUAUGGACGACCACACCGGCUACUUUCCGAAUCUGA
Molecule: messenger RNA, 1194 nt
Organism: Microsporum canis CBS 113480
Lineage: Eukaryota; Fungi; Ascomycota; Eurotiomycetes; Onygenales; Arthrodermataceae
Exons: 4
Coding region: 1-1194 (397 amino acids)
Biological process (GO): negative regulation of transcription by RNA polymerase II
Cellular component (GO): Sin3-type complex; chromatin
Molecular function (GO): transcription corepressor activity
Source: RefSeq, a predicted model, not a curated record